AUGGAUAAUAAUAACUUUAAAUAUAGAAAUAUAAAUAUUAGGAACCCUUUAAAUACUGUAACAAAACUAAAUUUCAGAACUGCAGUAUCAUGUCCUAAUAUAUCUAAACAACAGAAUAAAUAUUUAAAUUCACCUAGACCUAUAAGUGUCAUUAAAUAUCCAUAUAUGUAUAAUGAUGGAAAUUUUAAGAAUAAUAAUCAAUAUCAAUUAGGAGAAAUAUGGAUUACUGAAAAACGUGAAAGAAAAAAUUAUGAAACACAAAAUAAUAUAAAGAGAUAUGUAAAUCUUGAUAUUAAAGAAUCUACUCAUGCUUUAUGCAAUGAUGUAAAUAGUACUUUGAAAGAUAGUUUCAGUCAAUUAGGGGAAAUUGGAAGAAAUUGGAUUAAUGAACAAUCUAUUCAUUUUAAAGAAAUUACCUCAAGUAAAACAUUUGAAGAACUAUAUUAUGCAAUACCUGAUAAAGUUGCAAAUAUACUAGAUAAUUUCAACUUUACAAAUAAUGAUAUAAAUAAUUAUUUACAACAUAAUUUACAAUCCAAAAAAUAUACUUAUAAAUAUCCAAAAAGGGUACUAGUUAAAGGACAUAGGAAUUUAUCAAAUACAGUAAAUAUUAGAUCUAAUGUUAUUAGGCAUCAUGCUCAAACAAAAAAUUUAUUAGAAACUUUUUCCAUGCCUUUAUUAAUAGGGUUAAAUUAUAUUAUUGAUCUAGUUGCCAAUUUAAGUAUCAAAUUCUGUCCAAAAAUUCCAGAUAAAAAUAAAGCUUAUCCUGGUACUGGAUGUAUUUUAUUGGAUUUUUUCAAUGAUUUCAUUGAUAAUAAUUUAUUUCAAGAUGAAAAUUACCCUAUUAAAAAAGAUUAUUCACAAAAAGAGCAGAAUGAAAAUCAAAUUAAUAAAGAACUAUAUCAAAAUUAUACUAAAAUAAAUGAUCAACAAAAAAACUAUUCUAUAAGUGGUACUAUAUUUACAAAAUGUUAUCAUAGAGCAGAUAGCGAUGUAUUUGAUCCUUUAGAAUAUGUACAGAAAGUUCCACCAACAAUGCCUUGUCAAGAAAAAGAGGGUUAUAUUAAAAAUGGAAAAAUUAAUAUAUAUAAUUAG
Messenger RNA from Cryptosporidium muris RN66, 1095 nucleotides. RefSeq lists its product as uncharacterized. The transcript has a single exon. The record is from RefSeq and is a predicted model, not a curated record. Bases 1 to 1095 code for a protein of 364 amino acids. NCBI's taxonomy places the organism in Eukaryota, Apicomplexa, Conoidasida, Eucoccidiorida, Cryptosporidiidae.